AUGAAUGUCGUGGGGUUGGUAAAAGAACGGCAGAGGUCAGCCCAUGCAGACGAGAAAGAGAAGAAGAAGAGAAGAAGAAGAGAGAAAGAAAAGAGAGAAAGAAAGAGAAAGACAAAAAGCGGGCGGGAAGCGAGAAAGGGAAAGAGGAGAAGGCGUGCUCUGCAAGAUUGGAAAAGGGAAGGCGCAGGCGGGAGAUUAGCCUCGUGGUAUCAUAUGCGUAAAUUACCCGAUCUGUUUUGUUUCCUGUACGAAGCAAAACAGCGCGUGCACACCGCCUAUUGGCCAAUGGCCGUGCAAACGGUCCCCAGUUACGCGCUGUUUCUGUCCCGUUGCGGUAUGGAUAAAAAUAGGCCUCGAUCUGCCUUCCGCCCGUAG
Molecule: messenger RNA, 375 nt
Organism: Coccidioides immitis RS
Lineage: Eukaryota; Fungi; Ascomycota; Eurotiomycetes; Onygenales; Onygenaceae
Exons: 1
Coding region: 1-375 (124 amino acids)
Source: RefSeq, a predicted model, not a curated record